Thunnus maccoyii (southern bluefin tuna) is the source of this 1693-nucleotide messenger RNA. It is a transcript of the gene celf6, whose product is annotated as CUGBP Elav-like family member 6. Gene Ontology annotation, cellular component: cytoplasm; nucleus; ribonucleoprotein complex. Gene Ontology annotation, biological process: mRNA splice site recognition; regulation of alternative mRNA splicing, via spliceosome. Gene Ontology annotation, molecular function: mRNA binding. The transcript has 13 exons. The record is from RefSeq and is a predicted model, not a curated record. Bases 14 to 1504 code for a protein of 496 amino acids. NCBI's taxonomy places the organism in Eukaryota, Metazoa, Chordata, Actinopteri, Scombriformes, Scombridae.
CCAUUGAGGAAAGAUGGCUACAGUCACUGCAAACGGAGUGCAGCAAGAGAAUGGAUUCAGCACCACGAACAGCGCCGGCAGGAUGAACGGGCUUACCAUCGGCCAGAACACCAUUCCAAUGAAGGACCACGACGCCAUCAAGCUUUUCAUCGGGCAGAUUCCCAGAAACCUGGAGGAAAAAGACCUGAAACCCCUGUUUGAGGAAUUCGGAAAGAUAUACGAACUCACUGUACUGAAAGACAGGUUUACGGGAAUGCAUAAAGGAUGUGCCUUUCUAACAUACUGUGCCAGAGAGUCAGCACUGAAGGCCCAGAGCGCCCUCCAUGAACAGAAGACUCUGCCAGGGAUGAACCGGCCCAUCCAGGUGAAGCCAGCCGACAGCGAAGGACGAGGAGGUACCUCCCUCCUUCCCUCCCCCUUCCUCUCUUCCUAUCCAGAAGACAGGAAGCUGUUUGUGGGAAUGCUCGGCAAGCAGCAGAGCGAGGACGACGUCCGGCGGCUGUUCGAGACCUUCGGCCAGAUCGAGGAGUGCACCGUCCUGCGAGGGCCUGAUGGGGCCAGUAAGGGCUGUGCCUUUGUCAAAUUCUCCAGCCACGCAGAAGCACAGGCCGCCAUCAACAGCUUGCAUGGUGGACAGACCAUGCCUGGCGCCUCGUCCAGCCUGGUAGUCAAAUUUGCGGACACUGAUAAAGAGAGGACCCUGCGCAGGAUGCAUCAGAUGGCGGGGCAGCUCGGCAUCUUCAGUCCCAUGACCAUCCAAUUUGGGGCCUAUGGCGCCUACUCUCAUGCUAUGAUGCAACAGCAAGCAGCCCUGAUGGCAGCAACACAAGGGUCCUACCUGAACCCCAUGGCAGCCAUCGCUGCCGCGCAAAUGCAGCAAAUGGCAGCUUUCAAUGUCAACGGCCUGGUGGCUACUCCCAUGACACCAUCCUCAGGCACCAGCACGCCCCCGGGCAUCUCUGCAACAGCCGUGCCCAGCAUAGCCACCCCAAUCGGGGUCAACGGAUUCAGUGCCCUCCCACCUCAAAGCAACGGGCAGCCCACCUCUGAGCCCAUCUACACCAAUGGUAUUCACCCCUACCCAGCACAGAGUCCAACGGUGACCGACCCUCUCCAACAGGCUUAUGCUGGCGUCCAACACUACGCAGGACCAGCCUACCCUGCCGCCUAUGCGCCAAUCAGCCAAGCGUUCCCCCAGCAACCAACCAUCAUUCCCCAGCAACAGAGGGAAGGGCCAGAAGGUUGCAACCUGUUUAUUUAUCACCUGCCCCAGGAGUUCGGAGAUGCAGAGCUCAUGCAAAUGUUCCUGCCUUUUGGCAACGUCAUCUCCGCAAAAGUCUUUGUGGACCGAGCGACCAAUCAGAGCAAAUGUUUUGGCUUUGUGAGUUUUGAUAACCCGUCCAGUGCUCAAGCCGCUAUCCAGGCCAUGAAUGGCUUUCAGAUAGGCAUGAAGAGGCUGAAAGUGCAGCUAAAGCGGCCAAAGGAUGCCAACCGACCUUACUGACUCGUCUGCUGUCCAUACCCAGGUAUAGUAACACUCAUGCCACAACACACAGUGCCAUACCAUGCCUGUUCUCAAACCAAACUGUCCACUUCACAAUUUGAUAACUACUGGAUUUGCACAGUCUUGUUGCUGCAGUAGAUGUGAAUGUCUGAGAGUUCAUUGCCUCAAAUCUUAAUUUAACCAUUAUGC